CAACGACAACUAUCCAUUUGCCGUGCGUUUUGCUUGACUCUUCGCUUGUUAGCUUCUCAUUGUAGCUUUAGCCUACAACAUUAACAUUGAGUUUUCGCUGAAAUUCUUGCCAAUUACAUUUGCAAUCGCUGUCAGCAGUUUAGCUAGUGAAUUGCAAAAAAGUACGUAAAAAGAUUAGAACUAGUAAAACUAGCUGUGUGCCAGCUCUAGCUAAUCUCAAACCAAUAGCGUUUUUAUGUUUUAGUGCUAAAUAUUAAUGGCAGACUGUUGGAACACUGAUACCGGGGAAGCUGUGUAUCGAUCCCGGGAUGCUGUCAAAAACCUGCGAAUAAAGGUGCGUAUAGAGAGAGUGACCUCAACAGCAGCCCUUUCUCAGCACCUCCAGGAAGAAGUUCUGUCCCAACAAGACAGAGGAGCGAUUGAACUAGAAACCCUCACUUCACAAGGCCAGACAGGUGAUAAUGAGGAGGAGCUGGUGGUGAGCUGGCAGGAAAAACUCUUCAGUCAGUAUGAGAUGGAGCUGUUCCAAAAUGAGGCAGCAUGUCAGACCCCACUGGACCGGCAGUACCACACAGAAGUCAAGGCUCUGAACAGGGCCAAGGGCCGACGAAAUCACAGGAUUUUCACAUACACUGAUCAUGACCGCUACACCAACUGUCUUCCAUUCCACCAACUGCAGCACUCCACUGACCUAAUGACCACAACCAAAUCCAGCCCCACCUUUCUGGCUGAAAGGAUGGCCAGCGUAAGACACAGACGACAGGAGAGACGAACCAUGGACUGUAGUAUCCCUAAGUCAAAAAUCAUCAACUGGGAGCCGACAGAGGACUUUGUGAAGAGCAGUCAUGUGGUUAAUAAUGCUAUGCAGACCAUGCACAUCAUGGGAGACCUGGCCCCCCCUGGAAGGCUGGGCCAAAAAGAGAAUGAAUGUUUGCUGGUAACUAUAAAAACAGAUGGCAGUGGAACAGUCGUUGUAAAACCUGACUUCAACAAAGGCAAAGAGCCCUAUAGGAUUGUAACAGAGGGGGAAAAGAGAGAAGUUUGGCGUCUUACUGUGGAGAAUGUAUCCACAGCCAUGAAACCAGAGGAAAAGGACAGGGAGCAGAACAUGUACAAAGAUCUGUAUGUAAGGCACAAGGAGUACCUCAAUAGCCUUGUUGGACAGGACUUUGAAAUGCCCCCUGUAGGUAUUCUGCGUUACCUGAUGAAUGGAGAGAUAAUUUCAGCUAAAGGCUUUGAAUAUGAUAAUUUAUACAUUCACUUCUUCAUGGAACUGCCCAACAAUUGGUCCAGUUUGCCAUUCCAGUCUCUCUCAGGUGUUACCCAGACCUGCCGAACUAAAACAUUAGGGAAGGAAAACGUAGCAUUCUUCAGUUACCCCUUCAGCUUUGAGGCUUUCUACAUGAGUGAAAAAGAGAGUGAGGAAUCAGUUCCUCAGUGGCCAGUGCUCUAUUUCAAGGUUCUUUCUCUGGACUCCUGGCAGCGCUAUCGAACUGAAGGCUAUGGCUAUCUGCUUUUUCCUGCAAUACCUGGUAAACAUAUAAUAACAUGCCAUACAUGGAGACCCCUUCAGACGGGGACAGUCUCUGCACUGCGACGCUUCUUUAUUGGAGGUUCUCCGGAGCUUGAAGACCACAGUUAUGUCCGAAUACCAGGGACCUUCAAGGGAGAGAGGCUGAGUCGCUUUGGCUUUUGCACUGAAACCACAGGAAGUGUCACCUUUAGUCUGCACUGCAUCCAGCAAGCCAGGUCCUUUGUUGAUGCCACCAAGUUGAAGAAGAGGAGGCAGAAAGUUUUUGACCAGUUGGGAGGAUUUAGUCAGCAAGGAGCUGUCUCCGCCAUCCUGGAGGCCUUCCAGAGGGCGAGGAGAAAGAUGCAAGAGGCCAGAGAAAGCCUUCCCAAAGACCUCAUCACCGCUACCUCCCAACUCCAAAUCGAAUCCUCUGCAUAGCUGUGAAAAAUAAUGUAGGACUGUCAUUCUGCCAGUUAUAUUUAAGUGCCCAAAUGGCUUCGACAUACCACUUUGAGGUUUAGAAUUGAGGUGAAAUUAGCAGAAACUACGAACUGCCAUUUCAAAUAUUUCACAUUUUCUGUUUUUUGCUGAUAACAUAGGAUGAUGAUGUACUUUAACGAGCCAGAGAAAAGAAAAUAGUGUCUGAUUUCUAUUUAUUCUUUGUAAAGACAGGUAACAUUUUGGGCAGGGUAAUAAUUGGGGUAUAAUAUGGACUUACAUGGUAAUUUUCCAUAGUUUACUUCAAACAUGUAACAAGUAUCACAUUUGUUGUAAUAUAUUUUUUUUCAUAUGAACUAUAA
This is a messenger RNA of Xiphias gladius (swordfish), 2313 nucleotides long. It is a transcript of the gene mks1, whose product is annotated as MKS transition zone complex subunit 1. The record is from RefSeq and is a predicted model, not a curated record. NCBI's taxonomy places the organism in Eukaryota, Metazoa, Chordata, Actinopteri, Istiophoriformes, Xiphiidae. Bases 257 to 1951 code for a protein of 564 amino acids. The transcript is spliced from 18 exons. Gene Ontology annotation, cellular component: MKS complex. Gene Ontology annotation, biological process: cilium assembly.